AUGGACCAGCUCAGGAGAUUGAUUCAAGCAGAUGCCAAAGGAAUACUGGAAAAGAUACGAUUGCGUUUAAUAAAGAAACUGCUGCCAGAUUUGGAUGACAGAAGGAAGUAUCACGAGGAGUUUUCCUCAUCCACUUCAUUUCAUGGUGUGCAUAACGUGGUCCACACGCAGAGCAAGGCUCGCAGGGCGCUGUGGCUGCUGGUGGUGGCAGGCUGCCUUGCCACUGCUGUCUGGCAGAUCUGCAGUCGCUUCAUCUACUACUUCAGCUGGCCAACCACAACCACAAUGGUGGUUCAGUACGUGGAAAAAAUCAAAUUCCCCGCUGUCACCUUCUGCAACCUGAACAGGUUUCAAGCUGAUGCUGUGAGCAACCUGAAAGUAAUUUUUUCAAUUUGGAACAUUGUAUCUGCAAUUCUCCAAAAAUUUGCUAUGGAAGAAAAAUAUUCCCAGGAGUUAAAUGAUUUCCUUCUUGGGAACCAGAACUUCAGCAUCAAAGACUUUACAAGGAAAAAUGGGUUUUAUCUGAACAGCAGCACAUUGCUAGAAUGUGAUUUUUUUGGAAAGCCAUGUUACCCACAGGAUUUUGAACAUGUUUUCACUGAAUAUGGAAACUGCUUUACUUUUAAUCACAAUGAUCUUUCAGCAAGAAGAGUGAGUUUGUCUGGAAGAGGCUUACAUUUGCUUUUUGAUGUCCAGCAGGACAAAUUCACUGAUGAACCUACCCUUGGUUAUACUGAUGCUGGAAUAACUUUUGCUGUCCACCCACCCCAAGAGCUGCCACGCUUUGAUGGUUUAGGUUUGCUGACACCAGUGGGGAUGCACGCGCAGGUCGCAAUCCGCCAGCUGAAGUCAAUUAUCCAAGAAUACCCAUGGGGAGAGUGCAAGCCUGAUAUAAAGCUUCAGUACCACAAGAUUUAUAGUACUAAUGGAUGUUUGCUGGAAUGCAAAGCCCGGUACAUACAGGACUGGUGUGGCUGUUUGCCAUUCAUUCUUCCAGGAAAUGGAACAGAAUGUGACUUGCUGAAGUUUUACAAAUGUGUUUAUCCAGCAGUCUAUAAUAUAGAGAUAAAAGGAUUAUGUACAGUAGGAACACACAAUUCCACUUGCCCUGCCCCAUGUGAAGAAACAGAUUAUCCUACCACUGUCACCUAUUCCAACUUUGGAGGAGAAACAGCCAUAAAAUAUUUUUCUACAAAACUGAAGAAAAGCUCAGAAUACAUCAGGCAAAACCUUGUGCGAAUUGAGAUUAAAUAUCAUGAUCUGAGCUACAAAAUAACACAGCAGCAGAAGGCUUUGACUAUCUCUGAGUUGCUUGCUGAUGUAGGUGGCCAGCUUGGAUUGUUUUGUGGUGCCAGUAUGAUUACAAUCAUAGAACUGCUAGAGUAUAUUUUUACCAACUUCUGUUGGAUGUGCAUCUUUCUUCUUUUGAAAGCUCCUGAAAUGCCUCAAUGGAACAAUCCAUCCCAGAACCAACCAACACAUAAGGGAAAAAAGAGGGGAAUACAAGAAUGUUAAUGGCUUGUAGAAGUCUGGAAGUAAUUGGUUUUGC
Molecule: messenger RNA, 1549 nt
Organism: Haemorhous mexicanus (house finch)
Lineage: Eukaryota; Metazoa; Chordata; Aves; Passeriformes; Fringillidae
Gene: ASIC5
Product: acid sensing ion channel subunit family member 5
Exons: 10
Coding region: 1-1515 (504 amino acids)
Biological process (GO): sodium ion transmembrane transport
Cellular component (GO): membrane
Molecular function (GO): ligand-gated sodium channel activity
Source: RefSeq, a predicted model, not a curated record